GCGACCCCGGCCUCAAGGAAUGCCGGGAGUCGGGACCAGGCAGCGCUCCGCCUCCUUCGGCUCUGCUACCGCCUGUCUGUGUCUGUGGCGGCCACUAUCGAUAAAGUUGUUGUUCUGCCAACAUGGCGGCGCCCAUGGUGACUGUCCGGGCCGUGUUCGCUUAAGGUGGGAACCGAGGAGUAAGGAGCCGCAGGCCAGAGCCUGUGAGCAGGCCCUUUCCACCUUUUGAAGAAUGGCUCCUUCUUGGCAGAGGCUGGGUUUAUAUGCCUGUCUUCUGAAAAGGCAGCUACACGAUGGGCCAGAUGUCAUUAAGUGGGGAAGGAGAGUGAUUCCAGGAUGGUCCCGAGGGAUUUACAGUGCCACGGGGGAGUGGACCAAGGAGUAUACACUGCAGACAAGAAAGGAUGUGGAGGAAUGGUGGCAUCAGCGAAUAAAAGACCAGACCUUCAAGGCUUCAGAAGCAGAUAAAUCAAAGCCCAAGUUUUACGUGCUUUCCAUGUUCCCUUAUCCCUCCGGCAAGCUGCACAUGGGCCACAUGCGCGUGUACACCAUCAGCGACACCAUUGCACGCUUCCAGAAGAUGAGAGGGAUGCAGGUUAUCAACCCUAUGGGCUGGGAUGCAUUUGGAUUGCCUGCCGAAAAUGCGGCGAUCGAGAGGAAUCUACAUCCAGAAAGCUGGACGCAAAGUAAUAUUAGACACAUGAGGAAACAGCUUGAUCAACUGGGCCUGUGUUUCAGCUGGGACAGGGAAAUAACGACGUGUUUACCGGAUUACUACAAAUGGACUCAGUAUCUCUUUAUUAAACUCUAUGAAGCUGGACUGGCCUAUCAAAAGGAGGUUGUUACGGAGCCCCGGUUUGAGUUCCUUGAGUCAUACAGCGAAUUCCCAUUGGCUGUGUGUUUUAUAUAUGGUGAUGCCUUGGUUAACUGGGACCCAGUGGACCAAACAGUGCUUGCCAAUGAGCAGGUGGAUGAACACGGCUGUUCAUGGCGUUCUGGAGCAAAGGUGGAACAGAAGUACCUCAGACAAUGGUUUAUUAAGACAACUGCUUAUGCAAAGGCCAUGCAGGACGCGCUGGCAGACCUUCCGGAAUGGUACGGGAUAAAAGGCAUGCAGGCCCACUGGAUUGGGGACUGUGUGGGCUGCCAUCUGGACUUCACGUUAAAGGUUGAUGGGCAAGUCACAGGAGAAAAGCUGAGCGCCUACACAGCCACCCCCGAGGCCGUUUAUGGCGCCUCCCACGUGGCCAUCUCUCCCAGCCACAGGCUCUUGCACGGGCACAGCCCUUUGAAGGAGACCUUUCGGAAGGCCCUCGUCCCUGGCCAAGAUUGCCUGACACCCGUGACAGCCGUGAACAUGCUCACCCAGCAGGAAGUCCCGGUCGUCAUCUUGGCCAAAGCUGACUUGGAGGGCUCUCUAGAUGCAAAAAUAGGAAUUCCCAGCACCAGCUUAGAGGACUCCGCCUUGGCCCAAACCCUGGGCCUGUCCUACUCCGAAGUCAUUGAAACGAUGCCAGAUGGGACGGAGAGACUGAGCGGCUCUGCAGAGUUCACAGGAAUGAAGCGGCAGGAUGCGUUUCUAGCCCUGACUCAGAAAGCCCGGAGGGAGAGAGUGGGCGGUGACGUGACGAGCGAUAGACUGAAGGACUGGCUGGUCUCCAGGCAGCGGUACUGGGGCACGCCCAUCCCAAUGGUGCACUGUCCGGCCUGCGGGCCCGUGCCCGUGCCUUUGGAGGACUUGCCCGUGACCUUGCCCAGCAUCACCUCUUUCACCGGCAAGGGAGGCUCCCCACUGGCGUCGGCUUCCGAGUGGGUAAACUGCUCCUGCCCUAGGUGCAAAGGAGCAGCUACAAGAGAGACAGAUACGAUGGAUACCUUUGUGGAUUCUGCUUGGUACUACUUCAGAUACACUGACCCUCAGAAUACUCAGAGCCCAUUCAGCACAGCCUUGGCAGAUUACUGGAUGCCUGUGGAUUUGUACAUUGGAGGGAAAGAGCACGCUGUCAUGCACUUGUUCUAUGCAAGAUUCUUCAGUCAUUUUUGCCACGAUCAAAAAAUGGUCAAACACAGAGAGCCUUUUCAUAAACUGCUGGCCCAAGGCCUCAUCAAGGGGCAGACAUUCCGCCUACCGUCUGGACAGUAUCUACGGCGAGAGGAAGUAGAUUUCACAGGUUCCGAUCCUGUUCACGCAAACACGGGGGAGAAGCUCGAGGUGAGCUGGGAGAAGAUGAGCAAAUCCAAGCAUAACGGCGUGGAGCCCGAGGACGUGGUGGAGCAGUACGGCAUCGACACCGUCCGGCUCUACAUCCUCUUCGCCGCCCCUCCAGAGAAGGAUAUCUUGUGGGAUGUGAAGACCGACGCGCUCCCCGGGGUGCUGAGAUGGCAGCAGCGUCUGUGGUCCUUGGUGACUCGGUUUAUCGAGGCCAGGACGUCUGGGCAGGCGCCCAGGCCUCAGCUGUUGAGCGACAAGGAGAAAGCCGAGGCCAGGAGGCUGUGGGAGUACAAGAACUCGGUCAUCUCUCAGGUGACUGCCCAUUUCACAGAGGACUUCUCGCUGAACUCUGCGAUUUCUCAGCUGAUGGGACUCAGCAGUGCCCUCUCGCAAGCUUCGCAGAGAGUUGCUCUCCACAGCCCCGAGUUCGAGGAUGCUCUGUGUGCCCUGAUGGUGAUGGCCGCCCCCAUGGCCCCUCACGUAACCUCGGAGCUCUGGGCAGGCCUGGCGCUGGUGCCACAGAAGCUGUGUGCCCACUACGCCUGGGACGCCAGCGUGCUGCUUCAGGCCUGGCCCACCGUGGACCUGCAGUUCCUCCAGCAGCCCGAGGUCGUGCAGAUGGCGGUUCUGAUCAACAACAAAGCCUGCGGCAAAGUCCCCGUGCCCCAGAAUGUCGCCCAGGACCAGGACAAAGUCCACGAACUGGUUCUCCAGAGCGAGUUGGGUGUCAGGCUCUUACAGGGGCGAAGCAUCAAGAAGGCCUUCCUCUCUCCGCGCACCGCCCUCAUCAACUUCCUGGUGCAGGAGUGACUGCAGGCCCACUGCGGCCCCUCCUCCAGGUCUGGGGCGAAGGAAGGAGUCUGGGGCCCCGGCUCAGGGAAAAGCCCAGUGUCUUGAAUGUCUGCCUUGGCAUUCUGAUGGGCUGGCAUCCGCAGGGCACCUCUGCAGUGUGAUCUGGUGCUGGGGUGAGGGUGGGUAGGGGCAGCGGAGAAAUAUGAGUGAAGUGGGGUGGGGAGCACAUACCUCCGCCAUUGCAGGUGAGGGAAGCAUCUAGCCCCAUGUGAAGCCCCCAGAGAUUUGGCCGGGUGGGAGCAGCAAGGUGAAAAGAGAAGCAGAUGAGCCUGAACAUGAAGCCUCUCUAGCAGCCUGGGCGCCUCUGGACCCCAGAAACUGCACUGCCUUCAGCGGGUCUGAGGAGCGUGAGGCUACACCGAGGAUGUCGGGGGGCUCAGGAGCAGCUCGAGCAGUCACUGUUGAUCGAUGAUGGAGCCUCAGCCUCAUGGCAGAGAGUCUCCUGCCUGCAGGCUGGAUCCAGAUAUCCACGUGCGGCAUGGACACUGGCGUCUUCAGAAGUCGCUUGAAGGAAUUCCCUGGCCAUCUGGUGGUUUGGACUUUCACUGCUCUGGACCCUGGUUCGAUCCCUAGUCGGGAAACUAAGAUCCUGCAUGGCUGGCACAGCCAAAAAGAAGACGAAGAGAAAUCGCUGGGAAUCAAGAGGCAAGCAGGGCUAGUCUGGCGGCCUGCACCCCGGCUCCUCAGCCCUGCCUGGCUGGCUGUUUCCACCCAGGCUCAGCUGGACCCACCUGCCCGGCCUGCUCUGAUGCCGAUCUUCAGGCCCUCGGGUGAAGCACUGCUUGGCACUGAAUGGGGAGCAGCCCCUCCCGACUGCCCCCUCAGGGUGUCACGUUUGCUGGGAAGUGAAGUGGAACCAAGCUGCUUCCAGCCUGGCCGGAACCCAUCUCAGAGCCCACCACAGCUAACAGGGCGUCUGCUCAUGUGCGCCCCAGAUGGCAGUGCCACCCUGGGUGUGGCCCCCCAGAGCCUGUUGUAAGGAAGAACGAGCCUACCGCCGGUGGGGGUGGGGGGCUGGUGCCAUCCGGGUGUUGCCUUCUGUGCUCCAGCCGCAGCAGCUGGCUGCCAGGAAGACCCCCAUGUGAUGUGUGUUAGGGUGAUCCUGGGUUUUGGUGAAGUCAGAGGUUAGGUGCUCUUAACAGAACUGGCCUCAAUCCACUGAGUACUGUUUAAUAUGUGGAGGGGAGGAGAAUCCAGACAUGUUGUGAUGCUGAAAAUCUGUAUUUGUUCCCUGAUGCCUUUUUCUGAAGUUGGCUCAAAUGUGGUCCCCUGCAGUUCAGCAGUUAACAGAUGAGUUUUUUUUUAAUGGAAUAAAAUGUUUGUCAUGUA
Molecule: messenger RNA, 4393 nt
Organism: Capra hircus (goat)
Lineage: Eukaryota; Metazoa; Chordata; Mammalia; Artiodactyla; Bovidae
Gene: LARS2
Product: leucyl-tRNA synthetase 2, mitochondrial
Exons: 22
Coding region: 233-3022 (929 amino acids)
Biological process (GO): leucyl-tRNA aminoacylation; mitochondrial translation
Cellular component (GO): mitochondrion
Molecular function (GO): ATP binding; aminoacyl-tRNA deacylase activity; leucine-tRNA ligase activity
Source: RefSeq, a predicted model, not a curated record